Molecule: messenger RNA, 1266 nt
Organism: Clonostachys solani
Lineage: Eukaryota; Fungi; Ascomycota; Sordariomycetes; Hypocreales; Bionectriaceae
Source: the annotation of a GenBank genome assembly
AUGAGCAGAGCCUCAGGCCCCAAAGCAUGCAAACCCUGCGCCGCCGCAAAGCGGAAGUGCGGGAGGCAGAAACCGCAGUGCCUUCGCUGCAGACGCCUCAAUGUCCCGUGCACAUACCCUCCAUCAAAACCAAGUUCCUACGUCCUCAUCCCCGAUGACGAGGAUGCUGUCACCAUUGGGAGCGACAGUAGCGCGACGGCGGCGGCAUCGCGGGAAUCGCGGUCCUCCACGCUGGUGUCGACCCUGCCCCAGCCGCACAGAUUUGACCCUGCCAGUUUUUCCCUGGCCCUGGACCUGCAGGACUCCCUCAUCCACGAUGACCCGGAUCUCCGCGCCUCGGCGCCGCCCUCGUGGUUCAACAAUAUCCCGGACGGCCUUGGCGUGCUUCUCCCCAUCCAGAAGCCGGACCUGGAUGCAUCCGCGUUUGACAACAUGAAGUAUCAUCUGGGGAUAGUCAACGAGUGGCUCACCCGCUGGGUGGACCGGGGGAGCAACCCAUUCAUCCAUCCGCAGCUGUAUAAACGACGGCUGCCCACGUGCGUGCAGGACGCGUACACCUCCGUGGCAUCCUACCUGCGGAAGAACCAGGCAAACGAGCAGAUGAUAUACCGGAUAAUUGAAGACAGAGUAAGGAGCUUAGUCGGGGGCCAUCCAAAGGACCCGUCUGCGCUCGACCCGAUUGAAUCCCUCGGUCGCGUCCAGGCUUUGCUGAUCUACCAGGUGAUCGGGCUGUUUGACGGUGAUCUCCGUCUGCGGCAUGUAGCCGAGGGCUAUAUCCAGACGCUGUAUGAAUGGGCUGCCAACCUGGAGCCUCUUGCUCGGUAUCCGCUGUGGCUGGGCGACCUGAAUGGCACGUCGGGCACGCAUGUGUCGACGACCGGCGUGUACGAGGCGUCGGACGUGGGCUCGUCGGCCGACGGCUCCUGGAUGUCGUGGAUCAUCGCCGAGAGUAUGAAUCGGACAUGGACGCUUGUAUCCGGUAUUCAGGGAGUGUACAAGAUGAUCCAGCUGUCUCAGAGCCGGCGCUGUUCCGUGGUGGGGAUGAUGUUGACCGCCCGCAGAGGAUUGUGGGAUGCGCCGUCGGCCCCUGCUUGGGAUAGAAUCUGUGCGGAGAGGUGUAUUGGGUUCAUAUUUCUGUCAGAGGUCGAGACGUUAUUUGCCAAGUUUGCGUAUGAUGAGGUGGAUGAAUUCACCAUAAUGACUCUGGGUAUCAUGUUCGGCAUCGAGAGAAUCGAAAGGUGGAGGCUGAGGCCGACCGUCUUUUAG